AUGCGCACAAUUUACUGGAGCUGUCGCUGGCUCGAUGGAUGGGUCGGGGCAUAUGUGCAGACCAACUGGAAAUUGAAUGACACCCUGGGGCUUUCCAACAUAGGCAACCCAGCCGAACCACAAAUGCACUGGGCCUUGCGUAUUGGCUCUUACCUCUACGAGCUGCUCACAGAUGAGAACAUGAACAUCCGAUGGCGCUACGUGGAUGAAGCGCGAUUCGAAUCUUGGACGUCUGCUAUCCCCGACAGGGCCGUGGGGGAGACAUCGGCGACAGAUACUGAGUUGGCAUUUAUGGGUAAGUUGACGGGCUACCUGCUAUCGGUAUGCAGCUAA
Molecule: messenger RNA, 333 nt
Organism: Penicillium brevicompactum
Lineage: Eukaryota; Fungi; Ascomycota; Eurotiomycetes; Eurotiales; Aspergillaceae
Exons: 1
Coding region: 1-333 (110 amino acids)
Source: RefSeq, a predicted model, not a curated record